This is a messenger RNA of Epinephelus lanceolatus (giant grouper), 1182 nucleotides long. Its product is annotated as epithelial membrane protein 3-like. The record is from RefSeq and is a predicted model, not a curated record. Lineage: Eukaryota; Metazoa; Chordata; Actinopteri; Perciformes; Serranidae. Gene Ontology annotation, cellular component: plasma membrane.
ACCAAAAGGGGCACAAUGUUGUAGGGUAGUGACGCUGUUUUUAAGCUGGUGCUGAGAGCUGAUUUGAAGGGACGGGCAGUACCUGGGGGAUUUGAAAAUGGCAUACCUCCUUAUGUUUGUGACCCUGCUGCACCUUAUCACACUGGCGAUGCUGUUUAUUGCAACCAUGGAGAAGUCCUGGUGGGUGUGGGAUGGCAUGGAGAACUCAGACCUGUGGUACAACUGUAGGUUCGACAACUUCACAGGAACCUGGUUGUGUGCGUCCUCCAAAGAAAGUGAGUGGCUCCAGGCAGUGCAGGUCCUGAUGGUUCUCUCAGUGGUCUUUUCCUCGGUCUCCUUCUUGGUGUUCCUGGGCCAGCUGUUCACCAUGUCCAAGGGUGGGCUCUUCUACUUCACCGGGCUGUGUCAAGUCUUUGCAGGGCUGACCGCCUUUUCUGCAGCUCUCAUCUACACACUACACAAUAAAGAAAUCCUUCAGGACUCCAGAGAACUGACAUCAGGACGCUUUGGCUACUGUUUCAUCCUGGCCUGGGUGUGUGUCCCCUUGUUGCUGUGUAGCGGGGUCAUAUACAUCCACUUACGUAAGAAAGAGUAACCAGAAAAUUAAACACCAUGUCAACAACAGGGUUGGAGGAAAAAGAAACAGACUUGUCUUCUUGUUAACAGAAGUAUCAGAAUCACAAAUGCUUAUUUUAUGAUUUUUGCUCAGGCCUCAGUUAUUGUGAUAAUGUUUUGGAAUUGUAGAUACAUGUAUAUUGGAAAAUGUAUCAGUGAAUGAUGAGCUUUCUCUUUAGCGAGCAUUGAAUCCUCAAUAUCAAUCCAAUAUAUAGCUCAUCUCACCUUCAAGGUUUUUGUUGUCCAGCUGUUCAGCAUGUUGAUCAAGACAGGUAAAUAUAUACCAAAGAAGUUUUAUAUAUUAUUUUUGUAUUAGUGCUGUAGGCAUUAUGAAGCAUUUGAGUUGCUUUUACUGUAAUUUUCCUUAGAUCAGAGCAAGCUUGAAAUAUGUAUAUUUUUGUACCUAAAACUGGCACAUAGAUGCAUUUAGUUGCUGCUUUAAAUAAAUAUCACACACAGAUCCAGAAUGUAUACUAAUCCAUUGCUGUAACAACAUGAAGCAUGUUGUGAGGAAACCCUAAUUUGUUUUCAUUUUUGAUGAUAAUAAAUUGCACAUUUGAUACCAAA